CACACUCCGCACGCGCUCACACACAAAAAGCGCAUUUCCAAAAAUCGCUGGAGCAUCAAACCCUUUCUCUGAGCACCAAUGGCGCGGUAUCUCCUCGCUUCCACCCCCACCACAAUCUCCUCCUCCUCCCUCUCCAAGGAUGCCAAGCACUCGCUGCCAUCACGGACCCUCCGCCUCCGCGCGCUCGGCUCCAGGUCCAGCAAGGCGCGCCCCAUCAUGGCGGUGGCGUCGGAGCAGGCGGCCCCGCCCGCGAAGUACCCUAAGGUGGCCGCCCCCACCACCGGCCCGAUUCCCGCCGCCGAGCUCCUCGGCGUCAUCCAGGAAGCCGCCAAGGCCGGGGCCGAUGUUGUAAUGGAAGCUGUUAAUAAGCCACGCAAUAUUCACUAUAAAGGAGUUGCAGACUUGGUGACCGACACAGACAAGUUGAGUGAAUCAGUCAUUUUGGAAGUUGUAACGAAGAACUUCAAAGACCACCUCAUACUCGGGGAGGAAGGUGGCCUUAUUGGAGAUUCCUUGUCAGAGUAUCUCUGGUGCAUCGACCCUUUAGAUGGAACAACAAACUUUGCGCAUGGUUAUCCCAGCUUUUCUGUGUCCAUUGGAGUUCUCUUCCGCGGAAAGCCUGCUGCUGCCACUGUGGUGGAAUUUUGUGGUGGGCCUAUGUGCUGGAGCACCCGUACAAUUUCUGCAUCUUCUGGUGGAGGAGCGUACUGUAAUGGGCAAAAGGUUCAUGUCAGUCAGACAGACAAGGUGGAACAAUCUCUUCUCGUCACUGGGUUUGGAUAUGAACAUGAUGAUGCAUGGACGACUAACAUAAAUUUGUUCAAGGAAUUUACUGACAUUAGCAGGGGAGUACGAAGGCUAGGGUCUGCUGCUGCUGACAUGUCCCAUGUUGGACUGGGCAUUACAGAAGCCUACUGGGAAUACCGGCUUAAGCCAUGGGAUAUGGCUGCUGGCGUCCUGAUAGUUGAAGAAGCUGGUGGGGUUGUAACACGCAUGGAUGGUGGAGAGUUUACAGUCUUUGAUCGAUCUGUUCUUGUUUCCAAUGGCAUUGUUCAUGGACAGCUUUUGGAUCGGAUUGGCCCUCCUACUGAAGAACUUAAGAAGAAAGGAAUUGAUUUCUCUUUGUGGCUCAAGCCGGACAAGUAUCCGACUGACUUUUGAGUUGAACCAGAGCACCAGCCAUAUACCAUCAUGAUAAAUCAGCAAACAUUUGUAAUAAGGACGUUUAAUUCAAUAGCCAUGUACUUAGACUGACAAUACAAUGUACAGUCCUAUGACUCGAUCAAGUGGCUGAGUUUCAAGAGCCAAGCUCCAAAAAGACUACAGCUUUACAACUGCA
Phragmites australis (common reed) is the source of this 1339-nucleotide messenger RNA. RefSeq names its product phosphatase IMPL1, chloroplastic. NCBI's taxonomy places the organism in Eukaryota, Viridiplantae, Streptophyta, Magnoliopsida, Poales, Poaceae. The record is from RefSeq and is a predicted model, not a curated record. Gene Ontology annotation, biological process: inositol metabolic process; signal transduction; phosphatidylinositol phosphate biosynthetic process. Gene Ontology annotation, molecular function: inositol monophosphate 1-phosphatase activity. Bases 79 to 1161 code for a protein of 360 amino acids. The transcript is spliced from 10 exons.